Brienomyrus brachyistius is the source of this 2614-nucleotide messenger RNA. It is a transcript of the gene hoxb5a, whose product is annotated as homeobox B5a. The transcript is spliced from 2 exons. Gene Ontology annotation, biological process: regulation of transcription by RNA polymerase II; anterior/posterior pattern specification. The record is from RefSeq and is a predicted model, not a curated record. NCBI's taxonomy places the organism in Eukaryota, Metazoa, Chordata, Actinopteri, Osteoglossiformes, Mormyridae. Gene Ontology annotation, molecular function: DNA-binding transcription factor activity, RNA polymerase II-specific; RNA polymerase II cis-regulatory region sequence-specific DNA binding. Gene Ontology annotation, cellular component: nucleus. Bases 958 to 1779 code for a protein of 273 amino acids.
AACCACGAAAUAGCAUAAAAACUUGAUAUUAUUUUUUAGUGAAGCGUGUUUUAUUUAGUUUCAAGAUCUGAAGAUAGAUUUUUCACUAAAGCUGCUACUAUGGCAAAUGUUAACCCGAAAACAACAUUGAUUCCCUCUAUAUCUAAUCGAUGUAACAAGUAACAAUUAACUAACCACUUAUAGUUCACGACGUUAACAACAGUAUCAAUGGUUAUUUGGAAGAAAUUUCCUUUACAUAUACUGACAAUUUUUCCAAAAGCCCCAUACAGUUCCAUGCCAAUCUAAGUAUCUAAAAUAACGCAAAUGCUAAUAUAGACUACUGGUAAAACAAUUUCAACUAUUAAAAACAACAGUUAACAUCUUGUCACUCUGGAAAAUAUUAGCUUUCUUUAACUUUUACGGUAGCCGAUGUUAGUCUGGCCGUUUUAUAUUGCUCUGUUUCAUUUUAUAAACGAUAGAAAUUACCCUGUUUGUGACUCUGUAAACUAGGUAUUUGGUACAUAGUCAAUCACCAUCUUAAUAUUAGUCGAUAUAUUAAAUAAAACAAAGAGAAUAUAUGUUCAACAUUGAAGAAAUAAUACAUAAAAACGAAAUAAAAUUGGAAAGAGAUUAUUUUUCGCUGCAAUAAAUUAUGUUCCCAGUAGGUGACGCUCUCUGCCAACAUGGAGCACAACCUUGCUAUUGAGAAGCACACAUUGCGUUGAGCUUAACGAUUCUCAUCUCGUCAUCAUUUGUAACCACAGAGCAUGAAUUACCUCUUGAAGUCAUCAGUGAGAAUUUACGACUGGUCAACAAAAGCACGUGAUUCCUAAACGCACCCCCACCCCCAUAUUUGGCUGCAUACAUAGCAAAAACGAAGUACAGUGCAUUGCUAUAAUUCAUUAAUACAUCAUAAAUCGUGAAGCACAGCGUUAUAACGACCAAGAUCUACAAAUCAAGCCCUCUACAAUAACCUAAAUGAGCUCUUACUUUGUAAACUCGUUCUCAGGGCGCUACCCAAAUGGCCCCGACUACCAGUUACUAAAUUAUGGAACUAGCAGCAGCGCUAUGAACGGUUCGUACAGGGACUCCGGCACGAUGCAUUCGGGCUCUUAUGGCUACAGCUACAAUGGGAUGGACUUAAGCGUCAAUCGUUCAACCACCAACAACCACUUUGGGGCUGUUGGGGAUAACUCCCGGGGUUUCCAGUCUCCAGCCCCGGAGUCUCGGUUCAGACAGCCGUCUAGCUGCUCGCUUUCGUCUCCCGACUCCCUUUCUUGCGCCAACACCGAAACUCUGGGACCCAAAAGCUCCUCUCCCCCUUCCGACCAGAGCAACACCACCGCCAGCAAUAACCUCAACAACAGCACACAUUUCACAGAAUUAGACGAAACUAGCGCUUCUUCUGAGACCGAAGAAGGUUCCCACAGAAGCAGCAAUCCCACUACCCGGACACAGCAACAGGAAUCUACCGCAACCUCCACCACAGCAUCGACCGAUGGGCAAGCGCCACAAAUAUUCCCUUGGAUGCGGAAGCUACAUAUUAACCAUGAUAUGACUGGACCAGAUGGGAAAAGGGCCCGAACUGCGUACACCCGCUACCAGACGCUAGAGCUGGAAAAAGAAUUUCAUUUCAAUAGAUAUUUAACUAGAAGAAGGAGAAUAGAGAUAGCCCACGCGCUAUGUCUGUCGGAACGACAAAUUAAGAUAUGGUUCCAGAAUCGGAGGAUGAAAUGGAAGAAAGACAAUAAACUGAAAAGUAUGAGUCUUGCAACUGCAGGUAGCGCCUUCCAGCCCUGAAUAUUACCCAUACAAAUGAAAUGAGAAGGAAAAUGGGGAAAUAAAUAAAUAAAUAGAUAGAUAAAAAUACUAUUCCUCUGAGUACUGUACAGCGCAGCACCUUCGGUAUGUCGUUGAUGUUUUAGACAUCUUAAAAUUCCAGUAUGGUACUGCUAACAUAAACAUGAUAACUUGUGUUUAACUGUUGCUGUUUUUAUUGCUAUGGUAAUUAUUAUUUUAAAAAAGAAGAAUGCUCUCCAAUGCCUGUUGCUAUUGUUACACGUAUAGUUUAUGUGUUAAGUGCUAUGGUGAUGCUUUCUUGAAGGUUAGCAUGUUUCACGUGAACUCUUAAAUGUUAUAACUUAUUUACGAUCUAUAACAAGUGUAUAGUUCUAAGUUUACAAUAUGAAAUGAAUCAGUAUAGACUAGUUGCAGUUGCAGUGCUUUUUCAGAAACCACAUUGUGUGUUCCAUAUUCUCUUUAAUGUUACAUUCGUGUUAACUUCUUUUAUUUUUAUCGGGUUAUUAGAUCGUUGACUUAUUUCUGGAAAAAAAAUGAAAAUUAUUGUAAGGACUAGCCUCUUGUCUCCGUACAUACGUGUGUAUAAUUCUGUUAAAAUUGCAGUUGUAUAUUGCUGAAUCACCUCUAUGUCCCAAACCAGAUGUAAAUAUUACACAUUUUUAUUGUGACCAAUAGAUUAUUUGUAGUGGGCAGAGUGAAUAACAAGCGUUCUGUGGAAAAUGGCAACUGUCACGUCGGACUGCCUGUAAGCAUUUUGCCAAUAAGCUUUUUGUAUUUGUUUGUAGCUUAACUUGAAGUAAAAACCAACAAGACAAUAAAGUUUCUCUUACGUAGA